Sciurus carolinensis (gray squirrel) is the source of this 1444-nucleotide messenger RNA. Its product is annotated as KIAA1191 ortholog. Gene Ontology annotation, cellular component: cytoplasm. The transcript has 9 exons. The coding region runs from base 358 to 1275 and encodes 305 amino acids. The record is from RefSeq and is a predicted model, not a curated record. Lineage: Eukaryota; Metazoa; Chordata; Mammalia; Rodentia; Sciuridae.
UUGGUCAAGGCUGCCGGCUAGCACCACAGCUUGUGCUCUCUAGUCGGUGGUGGGAGCAGUCGGAUUUGCCGCCGCUCUCAAGAUGGCUUGGGUCUGGACUGCGCCACAACCUCUUGAGAGACGUGGGUCUUCGGAUCCUCUUUAGUGCCGGAGUUGGGGUCGCAGGCAGCUUGGAGGCAGCGGGAACACAGAACCUCUGGAUGGACUCCUCCUGGGAAGUUUUGCUAAUUUGCAGCACUUGGACAAUGUUCCUCAUUAAUACCUGUGUGUCAGCGUAGUCGUGACAUCAUUUCACUGUGGUGGCAGGGACUUAGCUCCGAAUUAUAAAGAAAAAAACACCUGGAUCCCAGUCUAUCAAUGGCUUCAAGACAACCAGAAGUACCUGCUCUUGGGCCUAGCGGGCCUCUAGGCAAGAUGUCCCUGCCCAUCGGGAUGUGCCGCCGGGCAUUCAGCUAUGAUGAUGCCCUUGAGGACCCUGCACCCAUGACUCCUCCUCCAUCGGACAUGGGCAGCAUUCCCUGGAAGCCAGUGAUUCCAGAGCGCAAGUAUCAGCACCUUGCCAAGGAGGAGGAAGGAGAGACCAGUGUAUCCCCCCAUGCCAUGACCCUGUCAACGGUCACUGACAUUACGGACAAGGUCCCGGUGGUGAAGGCCAAAGCUACCCAUGUCAUCAUGAAUUCUCUGAUCACAAAACAGACACAGGAGAGCAUUCAGCGUUUUGAGCAACAGGCAGGACUGAGAGAUGCUGGCUAUACACCCCACAAGGGCCUUACCACUGAGGAAACCAAGUACCUCCGAGUAGCAGAAGCACUCCAUAAACUAAAGCUACAGAGUGGAGAGAUAACAAAGGAGGAGAAGCAGCCUGCAUCAGCCCAGUCUACCCCAAGCAGCACCCCUCACUCUUCCCCUAAGCAGAGGCCCAGAGGCUGGUUUUCUUCUGGUUCCUCUACAGCCUUACCUGGUCCAAAUCCUAGUACCAUGGAUCCUGGAAAUGGAGAUAAGGACAGAAACUCAUCAGAUAAAUGGAGCCUUUUUGGUCCAAGACCCCUUCAGAAGUCUGAUUCUGGAGGUUUUGCCAUCCAGGCCUACAAAGGAGCCCAGAAGCCCUCUCCCAUGGAGCUGAUCCGUGCUCAGGCCACCCGAAUGGCUGAAGAUCCAGCAACCUUCAAGCCGCCCAAGAUGGAUGUCCCAGCCAUAGAAGGGAAAAAACAACUGCCACGGACCCAUAAUCUCAAACCACGUGACUUGAAUGUGCUCACACCCACUGGCUUCUAGAGUGCUUUCUGUCCCAGGGACUUGGGAUAGAGGGUUUCUUGUCCUUUACUCCUCUUUUACCUUGGCUCUGACAUAGGAAAGAUAUAUUUAAACAAAACAACAACAACAAAAAAAAAACAGGCUAGAGGUGGAGAGUUAAUUAAUUCUGAGAAACAUCAGUGCAGUUUGU